CUCCAAGGAUCGAAAUUAUCGACCCGUUCCUGUCGUUGGAGAAGAUUUUCACUUGUAGUCCGCGGUUCACGGUUCGUCGCGAAGAAAAAAGUUCGUUCGUGUUCCUCAACAUGGUGAGGUCAGUGCUAUUGAUGACCAUUCUGGCCCUGGGUUCCACUGCGGCUCAUUACGGGGGACCGUUCCUGCUGUGGGGACCGGACGAGCUGAAGGACGUGGAUGUGUCUGCCCUCGAGGGGCUCGACGACAAGUUUUUGCGGGAUUUGUACUCAAACUCAGCGGCGGUGGUGAUUUUCCUGCGGAAUGGAACCGCCAAGCUGACGGAUGAUAAUUUUCCCAGUUUCCGGAGGAUCAUCGAGAAGCACGAGUACGUGUACAGUCCGCAGCAAGGACUGAACUCGAACCCGUUGGAUUACAAUGUUAAUGCUGAGAUCAUCAACCUCGUCGGUUCCCCCACACAGCAGGACGUCGAGCUGUCCGCGCUGUACCGCGACUCGUCGGCCAACUACGGCGAACGUAAGGUGCUUGGGAUUUUGGCCAACCGCUGGGACGAAUACCACCACGAGUUGCACAAGCGUGAGGCCCGGUCGGAUGACUCGUCCACCAGUACGACCCCGGCUGGACCUACGGACGAGCCGGAGAUUGACGACGCCAUCUACUCGGUGCCGGGAAAGGCUCUAAUCUACAUCAGUUCGGCGCCGGUACUGAACAUCAACGGAACCUCGGACGAUGAGUACGUCCUGGACAAGCAUACCGUUGCGACGUACGAUGCCAGGGAGAAGGAGAGCAAACUGAUUGUCACGUUCAAGGUGGACGAUACGGCCAAGCUAACACUCAAGUUCCGCUUCGAGAUGAGCUCCGGCUACUGGACCAUGCCCAAGGUGGACGUGUUCCUGCUGGACACCAAGAACAAGGACGCCGGGAGGAGCGUCGACGCCGUGCUGGAGAUCGAGAGUGGCACGGUGCCGUACGCUCCGAUCGGCUUCUCGUACUCGUGCUCGAAGCAGCUGGUGUUCCGCAACGGGUCCAUCGUGCUGACGCUGGAGAACAUUCAGGUCCAACCGGCGAUGGACGGCAGCAGCAAGUUCGGCAGCGCCUGGGACUGCAUCGGCUUCACCACCGCUCCCAUCUGGUCCGGAAUCUUCGUGACAUCGAUCAUGGCCAUCAUGCUGGCGAUCGCAAUCUGUGCCAUACUGGACAUCAAGCCGCCGAACCGGUUCGAGUCCCGUACCGGCAAACAGCUCAGCUUCACCGUGCAGGAGUAAGCCAGUGGUCGUGUGUGUCAAUUGGUCAUCCCUGGCAUAUCUUUAUUGAGUGGGGGGGGGGAGGGGGGGGGGGCAUUGGUGUGAUUAACCACGGAGAUUUAACCUUGCUUAAGGGGGAGAGCAAACGGAACAUUGCAGAGAAAACAGUUCAAAUUGUCAUUAAAACCAAGACUUAAUCAGAGAGUUGCAGCUGAACUCUGAGCUAGGAAAGAGGAGACCAAACUCCACGCGUAGAAAGACGAGAUUUUCCCCGGGUGCAGAAACGCAUGCCGCAGUUGCAAAAUGACAGCAUAUUUAUCUUGGUUUUACACGCCUCUAAUAACCAAGUCCGGCCACCGCGCGCGCGUACUUGCGAGGGAAACUUAAUCGAUACUAAAGUUCAUCGUUUUAUUAGCCAAUGUUUGUGCAGUUUUCCGUUUCGCAUUUUCUGCGUUUCAGUUUUCUACUUUUAAUUUAAAAGUUGUGAA
Messenger RNA from Culex pipiens pallens (northern house mosquito), 1729 nucleotides. RefSeq lists its product as uncharacterized. Gene Ontology annotation, cellular component: proton-transporting V-type ATPase complex. Bases 111 to 1262 code for a protein of 383 amino acids. The transcript has 4 exons. Lineage: Eukaryota; Metazoa; Arthropoda; Insecta; Diptera; Culicidae. The record is from RefSeq and is a predicted model, not a curated record.